Molecule: messenger RNA, 3201 nt
Organism: Alternaria burnsii
Lineage: Eukaryota; Fungi; Ascomycota; Dothideomycetes; Pleosporales; Pleosporaceae
Exons: 6
Coding region: 1-3201 (1066 amino acids)
Biological process (GO): regulation of transcription by RNA polymerase II
Cellular component (GO): Rpd3S complex
Source: RefSeq, a predicted model, not a curated record
AUGCCGGCCCUCCGCAAGUCUCUCCGGGAGUCGCGCGACUUUAAAUCGCAACAAAGGUCCAGCACCACGCCCUUCGCCUCACCUACCGGCACUCCAAGCGAGCACACCAACGAGAAGAAGCAGCGAUCAAUCACCGAAUGGACUGAACCCCAACCGCAAACUCUCGCCCCGUCGUUCGAAGAGCACGGUUUUGCGCGGCACGGCGUCUUGGAGAAUAUGGCCCCCCUCGGUGUGCCUCCAAAGGCAAAGGACAAACAGCGCGCGCGCGCUCUCGACGGGCCGCCCACUGCUCGACAUUCGCUACUGGGGAAGAGUGCGGUUUUUGGAGGUGACGAGGUUGGAUCUACGCCAGAGGUCACUCCAGCUCCUGAGCUCGAGCCGGACGACUCGGAGCGGCAAGAGGAGGACGAGAUGCCGGUUGGCUUGCCCAUGCUUGAAGACGACGAGGACGACGACUACGAGCCCAAGACGAAGGCGAAGAAGAAGGUGAAGGUGUCAAAAACUCCUGUCAGGGGCAAAACGCCAGUGCAGAGUAAGACACCUGUCAAUGGCAAGACGCCCGUCAAGAACGGCCACACCAAGAGCACCUCUGUUUCUGCCAGUCCAGCAGUUCAAGCUGUUUCCAUGUCAGAGCCCGUUGAAGCUGCGACUCAGCGUAUCCAGAUUGCUGUCAACGAUGCCAUCUCCAAAGCCAACAGUCACACUGGCAAGCGCUACGUGGGCAUCGCCUUGCGGCGCGCCUACGAGCAGAGCAAAACAGACUCCGCCUUGGCAGACGCCAUCGAAUCAGUAAUUCAUGGAAAGAGCACCAGUGAACAGCUCUACCGAUUUCGCAAAUUCAUCAAGCAGUUCAAGCAGGAGGAAAAGACGAGGUUGGGCUUGAGCAAAGACAGGCGCUUUGACCAACAAGCUGCAAUGAAUCACGAUGCCUCGUUCUUCAGUCAGCAGCCAUCGCCAAGGGCCAGUAGUGAGAUCGUUCCUGAUGACUCUGUCUCGGCUGUCAACGACUACCAGGAUAGACAGUUCAUGAACUCUACAAAUUCGGCUACAAACUUUUCGCACGAAGCACUGCAAUCAGCUCUUGAUCAAGAUUCAGGCCAAGCACUACCUCAUCCGUUUAGUACCGCACCCGCUCUUCCAGCGACUGCUGAUACCUCAGCCGAGUCAACGCCGAGAAUGCAGUCCAAGUCGCCCCAAAAACGAACCGCUACCAAUGGAAGUCUGGCGCCGGAUUCUGCGAUGGAACUAGACGGAGGAAUUUCUACCACGGCACCAACUCCAGCCGCAAGGACGCCGGACACUGGGGCGAGCGAUUCUGAGCUAUCAGAUGUCAAUGAAGAGAUUGUCCAGAAAGGCCCUCCAGAGCCUGUACAGGUCAAUGGAAAACCUACUGCACCUGCGCCAGUUGUAGCCCCAAAGAAAGGAAAGAAUCUUGCGGCUGCACGUGCUGCUAAAAAGAUGAAAGGCAAUGCCGGGAGGCUAUUCGGGAAGCAUGCACACAAGCUACAGCCACCGACCGCGGAGCAGCAAGCGGAAGAUGAGCGACUCAAUGAGAUGCGAAAAGCUAUGGUCGAUGAGCAGCCUAUCCGGAAACUUGAGCAAAUUCCUCCUCCCAUCUCCGAUGUCCGCUUCGAUGAUGAGAUUCUUGAGACAGAGUCUUUGACCGAGUCUCAGAUCGCGGUGGGGCCUCCUGUUGAUUCUGAUCAACCGCGACGCGCUGGGCGGGUUCCAAAUCAUGGUACUAAGCGUAUACGAGAGGAUCCGUCACGGUUCUCAUCACCUCAGUUCGAACCAGCUGUGUCGUCGCGCCCUUCAACGCCUGCAAUGGGACCGGCACCUAAGCGGGUCAAGCUCACUAACGGACAGGGCGCGAGGACGAAACGAUCGCCGGUCAAAAACCGAGAUGCAGGACCUAUUGCUGGUGUAGCCUUUACUGGCGGUGGCGGUUCGAGACAGCUGGGGCCUGAUGACAACGACCCGAACUCGCCGCAGUCAGAGAGCGACGACUUUUGCUCUGCGUGUAGGGGUGCAGGCGAGUUUGUAUGCUGCGAAAACUGUCCACGCGUUUUUCAUCUUCUCUGUUGCGAUCCGCCGCGAACUCAGGUUCCGGAUGGAGCGUUCUACUGCUAUGAGUGCAACGCAAAGUCUGCUGCACCCGACGAUUCCGCAGACUCGUAUCCCAGCCUGGGUCCGCUCUUCAACAAACUCGAGCGUACCAACCCUCGCGCGUUUGCUCUGCCUUCAGACAUCCAGAAUCACUUCGAGGGCGUUUCUGCACGUCCUGAUGGCUCGUACUCUGAGGAGGUCAAGAAGUUUCCGCUGGCGAAGAACAGUGGCUAUGGCUACCAGAGACCCGAAUACACAAAGCUCAUUGAUGCUGACCACAAAGUUAUCUUAUGCACGCAGUGCGGAGUGUCGAGUGGUAACAAGCGCCAAAUGCUGAAGUGUGACUUUUGCCACGCGUACUGGCACUUGGACUGCGUCGACCCACCUCUCGCUAACCCGCCACACAUCAGCCUUGAGGCAUCUCAGCGGGACGCCUGGAGAUGUCCUCGACAUAUCGAACAUGACCUUCGCAGUGGUCUCCUGCUGCAGAACGAUUUGAUUUCUAAAGAUGGGGAUUCUGAGAUGGCCGAUGCCGCGCCGGUAGCUCGGGUGCCACGUAGAGUCCGAGUGCGCAAGCAACCCGAAUACGUUGAGUCAACAUUUUCACGUGGUAUGCGCAACAACGGCUUGAUUGAUAUCACGAACGAUCCUGACGAUGACACUGAUGGCGAAGGCAAUUAUGUGUUUGGCGACAAUGAAUCCAAGGAUGUCAACUCCAAGAUCUUCCGUGUCCCCGAGAAGGGACUCAUCCUUGACUUCGUCAGCAAGGUCAAGAGUGGCCGUGUAGGGAAGAAGGUCGAAGCUCGACAGGCUGCAGAUACUGCAUCACGGCGCAGAGCGUCGAUGCAAAAUUUCAUCGCGUAUCCAUUCCCACAGCAGCAAGCAGCCCUGGCUCUGGCACAGUUGGCAAACAAGAUGCCAGAAACGAACCUGGGUGAGGGCAAAGUCCAUGCGCUCAUCCUCGGUCUCACUUCCGAAGCUCCCCCGGCUGUCUCCUCAGCCAUGUCCAACGCAGAUCCGCCGCCGCCCUCAGCAGACGAACGCGCGCAUUUGGAGAUGCUGCAGAAGCUCAUUCAGCAACGACUUGGAGCUUGA